Vigna angularis (adzuki bean) is the source of this 774-nucleotide messenger RNA. RefSeq names its product protein EPIDERMAL PATTERNING FACTOR 2. The record is from RefSeq and is a predicted model, not a curated record. The coding region runs from base 100 to 468 and encodes 122 amino acids. Gene Ontology annotation, biological process: guard cell differentiation; stomatal complex development. Lineage: Eukaryota; Viridiplantae; Streptophyta; Magnoliopsida; Fabales; Fabaceae. The transcript is spliced from 2 exons.
GCUUCAAUUUCCCCAUACACCCUCUUUUAUACUUUAAUUAUAUAUACAAAUGCACCGACCGAUUCACAACAUCUCAGAAAUUUCCACACCAAAACAACAAUGAGGAGGUCGACUUCUCUCCACGCCGCUGCAUUUUUCAUUCUUCUUUUACUCUGCGUUCCUGUAAUCAUCUCGGCGAGACACAUAAACCGGUCACGUUCACAUGGUGGAGAAGAGAAGAGAAAAGAUGGAAUAAGAAUGAGCGAAAUGAGGAGAGAAAGGUUGCAGCAUUGGGAAGGAAGAAUGGGAAGAAAAGACACACUAGAAAUAGCAGGGUCGAGGUUGCCGGAUUGCUCUCAUGCGUGUGGAUCAUGUUCGCCAUGCAGGUUGGUGAUGGUGAGCUUCGUUUGUGCAUCGCUUGCAGAGGCUGAGUCCUGUCCAAUGGCUUACAAGUGCAUGUGCCAUAACAAGUCCUACCCUGUCCCAUGAAUCACAAUCUCUCUCUCACCUUCAAUUUCUAACCCCUUUAACAUACACACUGCCCUCGUCUCUUUGUUCUUCAUCACUUUCGUAAACACUAUAGACAUGGUUUUGAGGUAUAGUGUUCUUGUUCUUAGGUUUUAAGGAAUCAAUAAUCGUUAAUGUUUCAGCUUCUGAAUCUCUUUUCUUUUCAGUAUUAAAGAAAACAUAGUAAUCUGUUGUCGUACAAUGAAGCAGGAGAGAUUCAUGGCCACUGGGCCAAUUUGGGCUGCAAUGUAAUUCGGCACCUCCAAAAUGCUAUUAACACCCCAACUU